Messenger RNA from Pomacea canaliculata, 1729 nucleotides. Its product is annotated as microfibril-associated glycoprotein 4-like. NCBI's taxonomy places the organism in Eukaryota, Metazoa, Mollusca, Gastropoda, Architaenioglossa, Ampullariidae. The transcript is spliced from 4 exons. Bases 1 to 1209 code for a protein of 402 amino acids. The record is from RefSeq and is a predicted model, not a curated record.
AUGCCGCUCAUGAGCCGCACUAUGUUUCGGUCACUUCAUCUCUACCUGCAAGUCUGUCUCAUGCUGCUGGGACUGGAACCCCAGAAGCACACGGCCACGGCCGAGAAGCGUCUGGCUCGGGUGAACUACUGCGGUGGUCGGGUGCUGGGUGCUCACCAUCGAUACCGAUCUGCGCCUGCCCGGAGCGUUCUGGAGUGCGCCACCUUUUGCGGGGCUGACCCCGGGUGCCAGGCCGUGGUCUUCGAUGCCAGUGCCGCCUGGUGUCACCUGGGCAACGUCAUUGCCAACAGCGAUUGCUCCAACAUGGAGCUGGCUACCAGCGGAAUGACGCAUUACCAGACUAGGCGGACAGGGGCUGAUGAAAGCCUGCAUGUAACAGUCACAACCGGCAGAGACAAAGAUCCGAGUCUUAUGUCAAAUGACGGCCUCUUCACUCACCUGUACCUGUCUGUCUCUGCAGGUAGAUCCCCAGCUGAGCAACCACAGGUGUGCGGAGCGAACCAGGUGUUACAGGGAGCAACGUGUGAAUGUGCCCCUGGCUACCGUGGGAAUCCGUGCACCGCCUAUAUUGGGGACUGCGAAGACCUGAGGACGACAGGGGUGACAGCCGACGGAGUUUACUCCAUCUUCCCGCUGCAGGCUUGGGAGUCUUUCCCCGUCUACUGCAGCUUCAAGAGCAAGGCCCGCACCUGGAUCAUGGAGCGGUACAGCCCCAACUUCAGCUUCAACCUCACCUGGGCAGCCUACCGAGACGGGUUCGGUUCUCUAGCCGGCGACUACUGGCUGGGCCUUCAAAAAAUCCACUUGCUAACUACCAGCAAAGCUUACUCAUUACGGGUGGGGGUCAAACUCAAGAACAGCACCACCCUCUAUCAAACCUACAACAAUUUUGCGGUGGCGGACGAAAGCAACUACUUCCGCCUAUCUGUCGGCCCCUUCUCGUCGACCGACGACCUCGGCAACUGCCUGCAACCUCUCAACGGUUCUUCCUUCAGCACUCACGACAGCGACCACGACGGCGAAGACGCCAUCAACUGCGCGGCGCAGCGCUCGGGUGGAUGGUGGUUCCGCAGCAUCACAUGCAGCACGUGCAACCCCACAGGGCUGCUGGGGCAGCAAGGGCUGGGUGGCGACAACGAGGCGUUCUGGACAAGCGACAAGGGACGCCUGACGCCCCUAAAGAUCUCGUUUUAUUUGCAGACCAUGUGACCAGUGACCGUACAGAAAAAGUUCUCUUGGCAACACAUGACGUCGCUCAAAGAGGUCAACUGUCAGGUCUCAGCGAGUCCUUUGAACCCUGACCCCCUAACCCUGACAUUUUUUUAAUGUCAAUUAGAUACUUAUUCUAACUUAUUAUUAUUAGUGGUGGUAGAACUUGACUUUCUCAAAUUAAAAGAUAACGAAUUUUUUACAUACCAUAAUGCUCGAGAAUAAAACACCUCCGUCAACACGAGAGCUCACAUCGUCUGUUUUUCUUUUUAGUGUUGAUAGUGAAACGUGAAGUUCAUGCUAAAAACCUCAUUUUAAAAGUAAAUUUAGAAGAAAUUUAAAGUUUAUACUUCACUGUCUGUCUCCAUUCGGGUAGGCGAUGCCGAUGUUACUUUUGUUACUUCAUGCUUCUCAUUGGUGUGAACAAUGUACAAAGUCUUCGUCCGACCAUUCAUCCGCAUCUCUCUCUCGUUGCUAUGCUAUCUCUCGGUGUCUCAAUCUCUCCACGUCUCUCUCUCUC